UGUCGCUCAGGACUCCAGGCUGAAGGAGAACACAACUCAACAGAGCCUGGUGUUAGGCUGGUGGGAGGAGAGAGUCGCUGUGCAGGAGCUCUGGAGGUGGAACAUCGGGUAGAAUGGAGACCAGUGGAGGACUCUAGCUCUCUCUGGAACCUGAAGGCAGCAGGUGUCGCCUGCAAAGAGCUCGACUGUGGCUCUGCUGUUUCUGUGGGACUGAGAAAGGAGUCCUCAAAGAGACCUGUGUGGGUGAUCAGACCUGACUGUCUUGAGUCUGGAUCUGCUCUGAGGGAGUGUGCACAAUCAUCUUCCUCUAGAGACAUCCUGACUCUCACCUGCUCAGACUCUGUCAGGCUGCUGGGGGGGACUGGUCUGUGCUCAGGCAGACUGGAGGUGAACUCUGACCAGUCUACCCAGUCUAACCCGUCCUGGUCCUCAGUGUGUGAGGCUGACUUUGACCAGCAGGAUGCUCAGGUGGUCUGCCGGCAGCUCGGCUGUGGGGCUCCUUCAGUCCUCCAGGGGGCGCUCUAUGGAGAAGGGGAGGCUCCAAUGUGGACCAAAGAGUUCCAGUGUGGAGGCCAUGAGUCUGCUCUCCUGGACUGUAGCUCAGCCUCAGAGAGAAACACCUGCUCACCUAGCAGAGCUGUUAGCCUCACCUGCUCAGAGCCUGGUGGUGUUCAGCUGGAGGGAGGAGAGAGUCGCUGUGCAGGAACUCUGGAGGUGAAACAUGACGGAGAAUGGAGACCAGUGGACGGCUUUUACUCUCUCUCUUUCUGGACCCUGAAGGCAGCAGCUGUUCUCUGCAGAGAGCUCGACUGUGGCUCUGCUGUUUCUGUGGGACGGAGAGAGGGGUCCUCAGAGAGAUCUGUGUGGUGGAUCUUUCCUGACUGUGUUCAGUCUGGAUCUGCUCUGAGGGAGUGUGCAGCAUCAUAUUCCUCUCCCCACUUCCUGAAUCUCACCUGCUCAGACUCUGUCAGGCUGCUGGGGGGGACUGGUCUGUGCUCAGGCAGACUGGAGGUGAACUCUGACCAGUCUACCCAGUCUAACCCGUCCUGGUCCUCAGUGUGUGAGGCUGACUUUGACCAGCAGGAUGCUCAGGUGGUCUGCCGGCAGCUCGGCUGUGGGGCUCCUUCAGUCCUCCAGGGGGCGCUCUAUGGAGAAGGGGAGGCUCCAAUGUGGACCAAAGAGUUCCAGUGUGGAGGCCAUGAGUCUGCUCUCCUGGACUGUAGCUCAGCCUCAGAGAGAAACACCUGCUCACCUAGCAGAGCUGUUAGCCUCACCUGCUCAGAGCCUGGUGGUGUUCAGCUGGUGGGAGGAGAGAGUCGCUGUGCAGGAACUCUGGAGGUGAAACAUGACGGAGAAUGGAGACCAGUGGGGGGCUAUCUCUCUCCCUGGACCCUGAAGGAAGCAGGAGUCGUCUGCAGAGAGCUCGACUGUGGCUCUGCUGUUUCUGUGGGACGGAGAGAGGGGUCCUCAAGGAGAUCUGUGUGGAAGAUCAACUCUGACUGUGCUCAGUCUGGAUCUGCUCUGAGGGAGUGUGCAGCAUCAGAUUCCUCUGACUACUUCCUGAAUCUCACCUGCUCAGAUAAGCUGUUUUUGCCCAACAUCUCUGUGUCCUCCUCCUUGUACGGGGUCUCCGGGGCCCAGCAGCAGGGGUUCCAGGUGUUCAGAGGCUCCACCUUUACCAUCAGUUGCUCCAUCCAGCCUCAGUACCCAGGAGGCUCCUUCCAGCUCAGCUCCUCCACUCACAACUACACCCAGCCAGCUGUCAAUCACUCUGCCCACUUCCUGUUCCCGGCUGCAGAGCCCGCCCACCAGGGAAACUACAGCUGUGUUUAUCACAUCUCUGCUUUUCCUCAGGACUUCUCCUCUGAGAGCCGUCUGCUCUCCGUCACCGUCACAGGUGUUCGAUCAGAUCCAGAACCUUUUAUCAUCCGAGCCGCCGUUCUGCCGCUGACUCAGCUGCUGGUGACCAUCGGCCUUUACUUCUACUGUAAGUCCACCAGGGGGCGGAGGCCGAGCCGACAGGAGGACAUUGAGCUGGAUUACCUGGGUGUUCCUGCUGAAGAGGAAGGAGCUCAGGGAGCAGAGUAGCAGCUCCAAGGAGCUCCUCUCACACACAUGGGUUUAUCAGCUCUUAUAGCUUUUAACCAACGUUAGAAAAUAUAGCUUUUACUCUGAAAGUCACCAGCAAUGUGUUAGUGCCUCAUGUUUCCUGACUUCCUGUCAGCUCCAAGCCCAUUGGUUCCCACUGAAGAUGAAGAUCUUUAAAAAACAUCACAAGUUAGUUUUAUUUUGAAAAGUCAAUGCAGUCGGUGCAGUUUGAAACCACAGACACACCAACCCAGGCCGCUCAGGAACAAAGUUGGCCAAUUAAUGCCAUAUAUUAAUGUUCAAAUAUCCUCGAAAAACAGUGUUACAAUACCCAGUGUUUGAAUCUAAUGUAGUGAUUCCUGAGAUAACAGGAGGAACGCGUUACAGCGCCACCUAGUGUUGGAUUUGUAGACCUCGAGCACAACAAGUUUUUUUGUUAUUCAAUCAACAAAUAAGAAAAAGUACAGUUUUUAAAAUGUUACGUUUUUCACAACAAUUCAUCUGAUCAGCGAAAUGGGACAUUUGAUCCCCUUGUGGGUCACAUGGGUCAUUUUAGCAGCAGGACCAGAUUUAGCUGAAC
Messenger RNA from Trematomus bernacchii (emerald rockcod), 2668 nucleotides. RefSeq names its product CD5 antigen-like. Bases 544 to 2088 code for a protein of 514 amino acids. The transcript has 10 exons. Lineage: Eukaryota; Metazoa; Chordata; Actinopteri; Perciformes; Nototheniidae. The record is from RefSeq and is a predicted model, not a curated record. Gene Ontology annotation, cellular component: membrane.